Molecule: messenger RNA, 3063 nt
Organism: Plasmodium fragile
Lineage: Eukaryota; Apicomplexa; Aconoidasida; Haemosporida; Plasmodiidae
Exons: 12
Coding region: 1-3063 (1020 amino acids)
Source: RefSeq, a predicted model, not a curated record
AUGGAAAACACGGGCAAAAAGAAGGUUAACGAAAAGAAAGGGAAAAAAAAAACGAACGAUGUUAAGGAGCGGAUACUGAGCGGGCGAUCCGUUCUGUGCUUCGACGAAGAAAUUGAAUUCGACAAAUGCGGUCCCGCCAGUGCAGAAAUAGAGACCAAAAAGAAAGGCUCAAAAAAAACGACGCAAGGGAAAAAAGAUGAGACACACAAAACCUCAAAUGAUAAAAAAAAAAUAAAGGAAAGUAAAGGGAAAAAAAAAGGUUCAGAAAAUGGCAACAAUAAUAACAGUAAAGAUAAUGACGGUGCAGACGAAAUGGAUGUUUACACAAAUGUAGAUAAGGAUGGCUCAUCGAAUUUAGACCAAGACCAUGUGUUUUACGAGCUAGACAGCUCCACCAACAGUUCUUCAAUCCUCAGGACUCAGAAAAAUAAUAUCGAAUUGAAAAAAAAGAGUUCGUCAAAAUUUAUAAAACUACAAAGUAUUAACAAUGGUGAAGUGUUGAGUGCAGAAAAUAAUGAACAACUAAAUAAAUGGAUCGAAACUUUGCCAAGUAUCAAUUCCGAAAUUGGAAGUUUACUGAAUAAUCAACUUCCUUGUUACAGUAUCCUUAACAAUGUUAAAAGAAUCAACAAAAUAAAAAGUAUCGCUUAUAAUGAGAAUGAAGAUGAUGAAAUGUUGAACACUAUUGAAAAAUCUAGUAUUAUGUUUAAUUCUAUAAAACUCAGCACAAAGGAAAAGUACAUCAUCAGAUACCUUUGUGAAGGGUCCUCCCACACAUUAUCCGAGUUGGUCGAAUUAUUAUUUUACGUCCUCAACAAUGAUGAAAUAGUACGUGAUAAGUUCCCUAUAAACACCGCACCCAGUUCUGAUAAGGCAGGAGACAACCCUACUUUUGCGCUGAACGAACAAGAUAAAAACAAAAGCGGGGAAGAGAACGACAUGUCGUUGAAGGGAUCUAACGAAAAUGAACAAAGUCACCAAAAUCAAUGCCACCAAUCGAUGGAUAAUUUCUCCGAUGAGGAGUACUACUCUGAGGAUACUGAGAAGAAAAACUAUAACAUCCAUAUCAGUAGGGAGGACCUCCUCGCAAGCAUCCCCAUUCUACUCAGCAGGAAAAGUCUAGGAGAUAAUAUGAAAAAAAUGAAUGUCAGUAAACAUGAAAAUAACGAAAAGGAAUGUCUAUGGGUUUGGGAAAAUGACAACUACGACAUAUUCCCUUCGUACUAUAAAGAAGUAUUUAAAUACUUCAAAGAGUUCAGAAGUAACUUAAGCAAAAUAUAUAAAACUUUAGUCAAAUUAAAAAAUUCCAUUCUGAGUAGGGAUCUACAGAGCAUCAUCAAAAUACAUGAUUAUUUAAAUGAGCUAAAAAAGAAACAAUAUUUCGAAUCUGAAAAAAGAUGCAAAAAAAUUCUAAUUGAAAAAAAAAAAAUCAUCAAAAAAAAAAUGGAUGUGAAAAAACUAGAGGAAAAGAAAAAAAAAAUAGAAGACGCCAAAUUUUUGGAAGAAAAAAAAAUCGCAACUAUUACCAAGUUGGACAGCACUGUACCACAGAAUAAGACUGAAGAGAAAAAGCCCAAGCAGCAGAACUUAAUACUGUCAUGGCUUACAAUGAAAAAAAAUCAGGCAGUAAAUUCUGCCAAUUCGAAUGAAAACUCAGAACAAGUCAUUAAAUACCCAAUCGCCAAUGUCCUCAGUUUUAACGAAGCCCUCCGGGACAAAUUGUUGGAAGCCCAAAACCAGUUACCCAUAUUCACGUGCAACCGAACGGGCCCCACAGAGUCGAGUCAUAUAUUUAAAGGCAGUUGCAGUUUCGAUAAGCAAAAACUUCUCGCGGACUACGAGAACAUAUGCGAAAGUCACAAAAGGACAGUUGUGGAUUACUUCAAAGUAUAUGUGGACAAUAAGGAAUUCGUUGAGGAAAUCCCGUCGGUUGACAGCAUUGAUGGAAGCAAGUUAAUCAUACAGAAUGAAAAGGGAGUGAGAUCCAAGCUUUGGGAAGACAACGAAUUUUACUCCAAGCUGAAAAAUUCGCACUACAUCAGGACCUUCUAUUUCUACGACAAUUCGUGGACUAGGCCAUACAUGUCCCUCCUGGUGCAUAAAGUUUUAGACGACAACAUCAAUUUGCUCCCUUAUUAUUACAAUGAUGACAUGGAAUAUGAGAAUGACACGAAUGAGGAUUACUACGAGAAGUUUGAGACCAUUGAUCUUACAACGGAGAAUGAGGAAAACGAAACGGAAAGUGAUGGAAGCUCUCAAGACAUGUUCAUCGUUCCAGAUAAUGAACUGAAUAGGGACAUCGACAUAACGCCAAUAACAGUGCCAACCAGUCAGGACAUUCACUUCUUCUCAUUGUUUAAUUGGGAGUGGAAAUUUGAAGGGAACCCCAAGCGCAAUUACGACAUAAUUAACAAAGACACGUGGAAGGAGUUCAACCUGAUAUACAAGGAGAACAUUUACGGAUGCCAGUACAUGUCUUGGGGAAAAGAGAAUAACCCCUUCAUAUACCUCUCCGAAAGGAACAAUCCGAAAAACACUUUGGACAAUUAUGAUAUUAAGAAAUUAAUAAAGCAUUCUCAUGGGAAGGCAACGAAGAAGGAUGUUCUAGUGGACCAGUUCAAGCUCAAAAAUGAGCACCUAACGAAGGCCGAUACGGAGCGCAAGUUCAAGACUUAUUUGGUGUACAAAAAGUGCGAGGAUAACAGAAAGAAAUGGAUGGCCUCGGAAGAAGGAAUUAAAUUAUUUAAGAACGAACAACUGCUGUCCAAAAUUUAUGACAUCCGCAAAAGAAAGCUAAACCUAAUUACACAAAAAAUGGAACAAGCAAAGAGACAAAAACGAAUGGACAGAGAAAAUUUAAAAAAGGAAGAGAAAAUAAAAAGGAAAGAAAAAUCAUAUCAAGCAAAAUUAUUAAGUAAGGACAACAUGAAAAAAGAAGAAGCACUAAAGGACCCAGAAAAAUUGGAAAAGAAGGAAACGAUUACGAAGAAGGAGGGGGCAAAUAUUGUCCAACUGAUAUGUUCAAGUAGCUCCCUCACUGGUACCAAGACUGUAAAGAAGUGA